AUGGCGGUCGGCUUUCGCGCCGAAGCAUUUCGAAUAAUUCUGUUAUGCUCUCUGUGGUACACGAUCAGCUCAACAAACAAUGUAAUUGGGAAAAAGCUGCUUAUGGAUUUUCCCUAUCCUGUCACAGUGGCGAUGGUUCAUCUGCUCUCUACAGCGACAUAUUUAUCACCAACUCUUCACAUCUGGAAAGUUCCCCGUAUGCCUUCCAUACCUAAAUCUAGUCUCAUCACUUUGAUUUUACCACUCUCUUUUGGAAAAGCCUUUUCGUCUAUAACAAGCCAUAUUAGUAUAUGGAAAGUACCUGUCUCAUACGCUCAUACAGGUAAGACUGUGAAAUUAUAAUAGAAGGUCCAUCAUUGUAGAUUGAUGCAUUUAAUGACAUCUACUCGACCCGGCAUUCAAACUCCAUCAAUCCACGCACGUAUACGUCUUUAAACUCAAUCCAUAUAUAGCUAGGUGGAAUACAAUGUACUUUGUACAGAAAUUCAGUUAACAGAAAAACUUUACUCAUCGUAUCUACGAAUGGAAUACUUCGUAUAUUUUAAAGUAAUUUAAUAAUUACUAGAAAAGUACCGUAAAAUUCCGAAAAUAAGCCCCUGGGCUCAUAUUUUUCAAAGGCCUUUUUUGAGGGGCUUAUUUUUGGAGGGGCUUAUGUUCAGAUCAUAAUUGGCUAAGCUUAUACUUGGAAGGAAAUUUGCAUCUCAAAAUCGAUUGGGCUAACUUAUAGUUGGAAGGAAAUUUAUGUCAGUAAUUUGCAGAAAGGUUUUACUGAAACUCUCCUUGGGGAUGUAGAUCUUUCUAAAAAAUGCAGCCAUGCAAGUACUUUGUCUAUAUGGACUGAGGAAAUCCAAGCCCAGAAUGAAGAGUGAACUCUGCAAACAGCAAUAGACUGUAACACUUUCUGACUGUAAUCAUUUGACACACGUAAUAGUUCUUUGGUAAAUGCAAAAAUUUGUAUGUUACUGUACCGUUAUUGCUUUGUUCUACUUUGUGUUUGAGGGCAAUUUCCAAGUUUGCAAGUACAAUAUAUUCGGAGGGAGGGGGGGGGGUUGUGUUAUGAGUUUGGGGGGCUUAUACAUGGAGGUGCUUAUUUUCAGAAUUUUACGGUAUUACAGUGCUUAGAUUUUUACUCAACCACCGUUUUGGUAAGGUCAAGGACAAGACUUAGUUACUAUAUUAUUUUUGAAAAUUUAUAUUUGUGUGGAUUUAGAAUAGUCAUUUUUCUCUCCUACUGCCGCCAUAUUGGAAAGCUAGAAGACCCUGGGGACCAGUUUGUCAUUUUAAUAUACCAUAUUUGGAAGAUGGCAGUCCUCACAACUGAAUUUUUUGUUACUGGAUGUUUGCUUGUAAAAGCCACAGAAAAGCUGAAUUGUACUGGGUGAUUGUUUACAAUGGCAACAAAAGCCUUUAGAGUAUUAGUCUCCUUCACAGCCAUUUUAGUGUUGUCACAGAACACUCCUUCUCAAUCCUUCAUGUGAGGAGGAGCAUUGCUUGACAUACAGAAAAUGGCUACCAGUUGUGACAUAAUAAUUACAGGUUCUAAGUGCUGGUUUUUGUUUUUAUUUUGUCUUAUUUCUCUCUUGGACAUACUUCUUCAACAUCCCUUAAAAGUUAAGGUGAGUGUGAGAAUGUUUUCCAUUAUUGAUUUUUUAAAUAACUAUACUUAUUCUCAUUUAAUUGUCAACCAUACAAGGUGAUGUGCAUGCCUACAUCUUGCUUGCAUUUAAACAAAACUCCUUCUUCUUUCUCUCUUUGAUAAGCAUUAUUACUAAAUACUCUUCAUAGCGCUUGUUCUAUUUUUUUUUUUUUUUGUGUUUUGAAUAAACAUUAUUCUGUUUAUUUCACAAGUUGGAUACAAGUAGAUACUUUGUGUAUGGGACAUUUUUUGCACAGCUCAUGUCUAGGCCAGUUGUGAAUUAGCCUCUUAUGCCACCUUUUAUAAUCAAGGUGUUGUUUAAAGAAAAUACAACAAUAUUACUCAUUGGGUUACAAUGUAUGUUGCUCAUGGUAUUGCUGGUAUUAUUUAAGAACAUGUAGAUGGAUCAGUUAAUUUACUUCAUCAAAUUGAUUUGCUUCCAACAGGCAACUAUGCCAGUCUUCACAGUUAUUCUUUCAAGAUUAAUUUUAGGAGAGUCACAGUCUCCAGAGGUAAGUAAAUGUGGAUUUAUGAUCAUUCACUGAGCAUUUCAACCCUCAAUUUUUUUGCAUAGUAAAAUAAUACUGAUUGAAUUCAUUUAUUUUGUACAUGUACUCUGCAGGUGUAUUGCUCAUUAAUUCCUGUUGUUGGUGGAGUGAUGAUAGCAACUGCAACUGAAAUAUCUUUUAAUUUUAUUGGCCUCCUCAGUGCAUUGCUAGCCACAUUCACUUUUUCUAUACAAAACAUAUUUACCAAAAAGGUGAGUACUUCUGCUUAUGCAUGUUACUUGAUUAAAAUUCCAUCAGUAGUGGUCAGAACUCACUGAGUUUGCCUGUCCCUGAGGAACUCAGAUAGUGAAGGGUAGGCAACAUAGAAAUGCAAUGAAAAAUUUGUGGUAACAAACAUCCCCGAUUUCCCUUCAUCUUUAUUUAUCCACUCUCAAUUAUCUGCAAGCUUGGAGAAAGCUGUCGCUGGGUUUAGAAGGCAUGGCACAUUAAUAACAUUGUUAACAUGAUUAUUGAUAUUAUUAAUAUACGAAAAUACUCCUAAAUAGCUAUAUUUCUUUACAUUACAUUCUCUGAUUUCAUGCACAGAUUAAAGAAGUGUACUCAUUUACCACCUUCACGUAUAUUGACACUUCCAGGGUCCGCACAGUCUUGAAACAUCCUUGAAUUCCAUUUUUCCUUGAAAACUCCUUACAUUUCUGCACAAGUCCUUGAAAAGUCUGUGAAUUUUCUUCAACUUUGAAUCCCUUCCCAGUUGGGGAAACACAUAUCACUAAGAAUAUGUGUUUCCCAGGUGGGAGAACAAAGAACACAUAUCACUAGGUAUACGUGUUUCCCAGUUUGGGGAACACAUAUCACUAGGGAUACGUGUUUCCCAGGUGGGGGAACACAUAUCACUAGGGAUACGUGUUUCCCAGGUGGGGGAACACAUAUCACUAGGAAUAUUUGUUUCCCAGGUGGGGGAACACAUAUCACUAGGGAUACGUGUUUUUCGAAGCUGGGGGAAAACAUAUCACUAAGAAUAUGUGUUUCCCAGGUGGGGGAACACAUAUCACUAGGGAUACGUGUUUCCCAGGUGGGGGAACACAUAUCACUAGGGAUACGUGUUUCCCAGGUCGGGGAACACAUAUAACUAGGGAUACCUGUUUCCCAGGUGGGGGAACAGAUGUCACUAGGGAUACGUGUUUCCCAGGUGGGGGAACACAUAUCACGAGGGAUACAUGUUUCCCAGGUGGGUGAACACAUAUCACUAGGGAUAUGUGUUUCCCAGAUGGGGGAACACAAAUCACUACGGAUACAUGUUUCCAAGGUGGGGGAACACAUAUCACUAGGGAUACCUGUUUCCCAGGUGGGGGAACACAUAUCACUAGGGAUACAUGUUUCCCAGGUGGGUGAACACAUAUCACUAGGGAUAUGUGUUUCCCAGAUGGGGAACACAAAUCAUUAGGGAUACAUGUUUCCAAGGUGGGGUAACACAUAUCACUAGGGAUAUGUGUUUCCCAGGUGGGUGAACACAUAUCACUAGGGAUAUGUGUUUCCCAUGUGGGGGAACAGAUAUCACUAGGGAUACGUGUUUCCUAGGUGGGGGAACACAUAUCACUAGGGAUACGUGUUUCCCAGGUGGGGGAACAGAUAUCACUAGGGAUACAUGUUUCCCAGGUAGGAGAACACAUAUCACUAGGUAUACGUGUUUCCUAGGUGGGUGAACACAUAUCACUAGGGAUAUGUGUUUCCCAGAUGGGGGAACACAAAUCACUAGGGAUACAUGUUUCCAAGGUGGGGGAACACAUAUCACUAGGGAUAUGUGUUUUUUAGGUGGGGAAACACAUAUCACUAGGGAUACGUGUUUCCCAGGUCGGGGAACACAUAUCACUAGGGAUACCUGUUUCCCAGGUGGGGGAACACAUAUCACUAGGGAUACGUGUUUCCCAGGUGGGUGAACACAUAUCACUAGGGAUAUGUGUUUCCCAGGUUGGGGAACACAAAUCACUAGGGAUACGUGUUUCCCAGGUGGUGGAACAGAUAUCACUAGGGAUACGUUUUUCCCAGGCGGGUGAACACAUUUCACUAGGGAUAUGUGUGUCCCAGAUGGGGGAACACAAAUCACUAGGGAUACAUGUUUCCCCGGUGGGGAAACACAUAUCAGUACGGAUAUCUGUUUCCCAGAUGGGGGAACACAAAUCACUAGGGAUACAUGUUUCCCCGGUGGGGAAACACAUAUCAGUACGGAUAUCUGUUUCCCAGAUGGGGGAACACAAAUCACUAGGGAUACAUGUUUCCCCGGUGGGGGAACACGUAUCACUAGGGAUAGGUGUUUCCCAGGUGGGGGAACACAUAUCACUAGGGAUACGUGUUUCCCAGGUGGGGGAACACAUAUCAGUAGGGAUAUGUGUUUCCCAGAUGGGGGAACAUCACUAGGGAUAUGUGUUUCCCAGGUGGGGGAACACAUAUUACUAGGGAUACGUGUUUCCCAGGUGGGGGAACACAUAUCACUAGGGAUACGUGUUUCCCAGGUGGGGGAACACAUAUCACUAGGGAUACGUGUUUUCCCAGGUGGGGGAACACAUAUCACUAGGGAUACGUGUUUCCCAGGUGGGGGAACACAUAUCACUAGGGAUACGUGUUUCCCACGUGGGGGAACACAUAUCACUAAAGAUACUCGUUUCCCAUUUUUUGGAACACAUAUCACUAGGGAUAUGUGUUUCCCAGGUGGGGGAACACAUAUCACUAGGGAUACGUGUUUCCCAGGUUGGGGAACACAUAUCACUAGGGAUACGUGUUUUCCAUGUUGAGGAACACUUAUCACUAGGGAUACAUGUUUCUCAGGUGGGGGAACACAUAUCACUAGGGAUAUGUGUUUCCCAGGUGGGGGAACACAUAUCACUAGGGAUAUGUGUUUCCCAGGUGGGGGAACACAUAUCACUAGGGAUAUGUGUUACCCAGGUGGGGGAACACAUAUCACUAAGGAUAUGUGUUUCCCAGGUGGGGAACACAUAUCACUAGGGAUAUGUGUUUCCCAUUUAGGGGAACACAUAUCAGCAGGGAUAUGUGUUUCCCAGAUGGAGGAACACUUAUUACUAGGGAUACGUGUUUCCCAUGUGGGGUAACACAUAUCACUAGGGGUAUGUGUUUCCCAGGUUGGGAACAGAUAUCACUAGGGAUACGUGUUUCCCAGGUGGCGGAACAGAUAUCACUAGGGAUACGUGUUUCCGAGGUGGGGGAACAUAUAUUGCACUCGGGAUUUGUGUUUUCCAGGUAGGGGAACACCUGUCACUAGGGAUACGUGUUUCCCAUGUGAGGGAACACAUAUCACUACCGAUAUUUGUUUCCCAUGUUGGGGAACACAUAUUACUAGGGAUACGUGUUCCCCAGGUGGGAAAACACAUAUCACUAGGGAAAUUUUUUCCAGGUGGAGGAACACAUAUUACUAGGGAUAUGUGUUUCCCAGGUUAGGGAACAAGUAUCUCUAGGGGUGCGUAUUUCCUUGGUGGGGGAACAUAUAUGACUAGGGAUAUGUGUUUUUUAGGUAGGAGAACACAUAUCGCUAGGAUUAGUGUUUUGAAGGUAGGAGAACACAUAUUAAUAGGGAUACGUGUUUCUAGGUGGGGGAACACAUAUCACUAGGGAUACACUAGUGAUACGUGUUUCUUAGGUGGGAAAACACAUAUCACUAGGGAAAUUUUUUUCCCAGGUGGAGGAACACAUAUCACUAGGGAUAUGUGUUUCCCAGGUUAGGGAACAAUUAUCUCUAGGGAUGCGUGUUUCCCAGGUGGGGGAACAUAUAUGACUAGGGAUAUGUGUUUUUCAGGUAGGAGAACACAUAUCACUAGGAUUAGUGUUUUCGAGGUGGGAGAACACAUGUUACUAGGGAUACGUGUUCCUUGGUAGGGGAACGCAUAUUCUUAGGGAUAUGUGUUUUCGAUUUAGGGAACACAUUUUAGUAGGGAUAUGUGUUUCCCAGGUUACAGGCCGCAAAAGCCUUAAAGUAGCCGGCGAUGGCGCCGGUUGCUGGCGCAUUUUGACAACCCGGCCAAAAGUCCUUGAAAAGUGUUUUAAAAUGAAUGGAAUUUUUUGUAUGAACCUUGAAUUUAAUUAAAUUUUUCGCGUGUUUAUAUCAGGCUAUACAAACAUAGGAAAAAAGUUUUCUAUUGCUUUUAUAAAAUAACUUUGCCAAGAAAAAACGCAAUACCCUUUGUUAUGGCACUGAUUAAAAGAGAAAGUCUUACAAGUCACAAAGUCCUGUACACGAAGUCUUGCACGCAUAAUUAGUUCUUUUUUUGCAAAAACAUGCUAUUCAAAAUACGGAUUUUCUCGUCCAAACUUUCAGCUUAAGCGAAAAAAAAAAUGACACAUUUUCUUUGUAGCGAUUUUCCAAGUUUCAGCCGUCAAAGGAAUGGGUAAAUAAAGUAAACUUGUCGAGUUUUGAACUCGAAAAGUUUUUCAAAUUCGUGCUUGCGUGAUCAGCCCGAGAAAAGCAAAAGAUCUUGAUGCCACAACUUUGCCACAACCAUGUUUACAUACUCUCAUACAAACACUCCUCUCGGCCAAUCAGAGGGUGCGUACUAUCUUAGUUAUUUUACAAUUAGAGGUAUAGUAUUAAUUACAAUGCUCUACAUACUAUUUGAUAUGCACACUGACAUUGGGCAAGAGAUACAACCACCUUCAUUGCAUUUUUGGUUAUGCACAAUUAUGGAAGGCAAUGUGUCAGUACUCCGUUUGUUUCAUUGCCCCUGUUUAUAUUUUAUAAAGUAUUGUUUUUUUAUUUCGUAGGCAAUGAGGGACUUGCGUCUUAAUCAUUUACGUUUAUUACUGUUGAUGGCAAUUAUAGCAUCAGCAAUGUUAAUACCAUUUUGGGCAUUGUAUGAUUUACGAAGAGUUAUUUUAGUAAUUGAAUCGGUAAGUGUCUUACUGCUGGCGUGGUAGUACCAGAGACGUUCUAUUUUACUGUCCUUUUGUAACUAUUUAUUGUUAAUAAUUUUCACUUUUUUGCAUUGAUUGAUUGAUUGGUUUACUUUUAUCUGAAUUCGGUAAUUUCAUAAGUUACAAACUUCGUUACAUGAAAGCCAUAUUGAAGCAUAAGUAAAUACUGUAUAAAACAGCAAAAACCUGUAAAAAACAAUAUGGUCAAUAUGUACAGUUGAUAAAAUCUGGUCAACAAAUUGCUUGCCUGCUGGCCAGUUUACUACUAAAAAAAAACUUCAGACUCAGAUGCCUUUAUUUCAGUUAGCAGUGAAUUCCACAGCGUUCCUCCUUGACCUAUAUAUGAGAAUGACCCUUUGUAAUAUUCUGUCUUCCAGUGCAACAUAUAUGCUUUGUUUCUUACAUGUUUUUAGCUUAUAUUAUGACUUAUAUAAUAUAAUGGUUGUCCUUUCAUGCAUUUGUUGCUGUUUUUGCAGGGUGAACAAGAUCUUCUAUGGCUACUUGUGAUUCUGACAUUAAAUGGAUUUUUAAAUUUUGCUCAGAACAUGGUUGCCUUCACAGUUCUAUCACUGGUGACACCAUUAAGCUAUUCUGUUGCUGCUUCAACCAAGAGAAUCCUUGUAAUAACUGUAUCCAUUGUGUUAUUGCGUAAUCCAGUCAGUGUCAUCAAUGUGCUUGGGAUGUUUGUCGCUAUAUUUGGAGUAUUUCUUUAUAAUAAGGUGAGUGAUGCGCGCGCAGCAGUGGAGUGACCCUGUGGACCCCCUUACAUCCUCUCUUCCUACCCUGCGGGCAAGAAUGGGAAGAAUGGAUAACAAUGACUUUUAACGAACAGGAUUUCAAACAUCUGUAUCAAAAGCAAAACCCUUUCGUACAAUGUUCUCUUACCCUCCUCUUAUCAAAAAUAUUAGUGGGUUUCUUUUACUUUCAGGAAACAUUCCAAUUAAUUGUUAUAUCCCUAUGACAAAAUCGUUUAGAACCGAGAGCUAACACUUGUAAAGAAUGGCUUAAAUGUUACGGGUCAAAAUUAAAUUCAGGUUAAAUUUUUUUAACCUAGGUUGAUUCUCAAUGUCCUUUGUCUCCUAGCCCUAAUUCGUGAUUAAUUUGGUCUAGUAGACGAAGGGAAUUUAGAAUCAACCAAGGUUAAACAUUUUUAAACUGAAAUGAAUUUUGUCCUGCAAUAGCUAUACCAUAAUACUUCACGGCCCACAGCGAUGCUUGAGCUCAACGUCAGGCUAAUAACGUCCAAGGUCAUAUUUUAUACAGACCUUCAAUUGGUAGAAUUAUAGCAUUACCAGGCAAUUAAACUCGAGAUUACCAAGAAAACAACUCCAGUUACUGAACUCAGGCCUGUGAAGUUAGGGUUACAAUUCUGCCAUCCCUUACCACUUGACAGUGCUGCCUCUCCCCAAUUGGUUCAUGAAGUUUGACACACAUAAUCCUUUAACCGACUCUUCUGUAUUUUUAGGCAAAAUAUGAGGCCAACAAAAGAAAACAUGAACUACCUUUGCACACAAAACAUAACGCAACUCCAAACCAUGUGAGCAACAAUCAUGCGCACUAUCAUGUGAUCUGA
Porites evermanni is the source of this 8635-nucleotide messenger RNA. The record is from the annotation of a GenBank genome assembly. NCBI's taxonomy places the organism in Eukaryota, Metazoa, Cnidaria, Anthozoa, Scleractinia, Poritidae.